Messenger RNA from Rotaria sp. Silwood1, 1563 nucleotides. NCBI's taxonomy places the organism in Eukaryota, Metazoa, Rotifera, Eurotatoria, Philodinida, Philodinidae. The record is from the annotation of a GenBank genome assembly.
AUGUGUGAACAAUAUUUGCCAUUAAUUAUUGAUCAGGUCAGUUCACUUUGUUUGUCAGAUAGUGAAGAAACUCCACAAUUACCUGAACUUCUCAUUCAUUAUGGUCUUACUAUUGAUGAAUUUACUCAUUUACGAUCACUUUUAAUUCAAAAAAUUGAUUCUUCAAAUACAAUUUUUAAUAUCACAUCGGAUUGUUUUUAUCUGCCAUAUCUUACUCAUUUGAAAAUCAUUGAAUGUCACGUUGCAAAUGAUAAAAAUUCUCACCAGAUAAUCAAUAACAUUUGGCGUCUACCCCGACUGAAACAUUGUACUUUAGAUGUGAUUUUCGAGGAUGGACUUACAUUUGCUGAACUACCCAUAAUUUCAACAUCUAUUGAAUAUUUAUUGAUAAAAAAUGUUAUAUUUUCUUCUAUUGGACUCACUCAUCUAUUGAAUUCAACAUCUUAUCUUCAGCAUCUUUGUAUUCAAUUUGGUCAGAGUAGUAAUGCUGAGUUAGAUACAAGACAUAUCAUUCCAUCAAUCAUUAGUUUAAAACUUAACUUUGAUGGUUCACUAGCUGCUUUGACUAAUAUUUUGCAAAGUAUGCCGAAUUUGCAGUAUUUUACGCUCGAAACAAGUGCAAUUAAUUUGAAUGGAAAUCAAUGGAAAGAAAUCUUGAACGAUUAUAUACCUAAGAUAAAAAUAUUUCGAUUUCUAAUGAAAGUUUUAUCAAUAGAACAUAAUAACAUGGAAGAACAACUCGACGACUUACUAAAAACUUUUCAAACAUCUUUUUGGCUUCAAGAUCAUCAAUGGUUUAUUCGAUGUGAUUGGCCACAACAUACUAAAAAAGUUUUUAUUGUCUAUACUUUACCGUAUUGUUUUGGUAACAGUUGUGGUGUUUACUCGAACAGAUGGUCGAAGUCGACUUGUCCCAAUGCUCACGACUAUAACUCUUACAAUCGAGUAACUAAUGUGUUGUAUAAAGGACCCAUCGAUAAUUCAAGCUUAUAUCGUAGAUGCUACCCUGGCAUUCAUCGACUAACAUUGAGACUUCCUUUCGAUAAUAAAUUUUGGACUAUCAUUCCUACAUUGGAUCAUUUGACAUCUCUAGAAGUUAUUGAAACAAGAGAAAAUAGUCAAUCCGAAUUACAACUGAAAAAUUUACUUAAUCGAGCACCUCGUCUAGAAUUUUUAUGUAUUGAUGCGACUUUAUUCUUACUGUUGACACAAUUGAAUAUUACUCAUUCAUCACUUCGUCGACUUCAUUUGAAACAUUAUCGUGCAAAAAUGAAUCGAUAUAUGAAUGCUACACAAUGUUCUAUCUUGGCUGAUUCAUUAAUUGGACGACAAUGUGAAGUUCUUCGAAUUCGCGUUGAAAAUCGAGCAAUUGUUCUUGAUCUUGUCCGUACGAUGCAUAAUCUUCGAGCAUUGAAAUGUGAAUGUCAAGAUGAUAUUUGGAAUAAUAAUUCAUUAUUAUUUUCAAAAGAUGAAUUAAUUGAAUGGUUUCGACGUGUUUUGCCAGAAAAAUGUUCGAUUCGUCGACAGGAAUCUCGUCUCAUACAGAUGUGGAUUAAUCAAUAA